Molecule: messenger RNA, 2181 nt
Organism: Aspergillus ochraceoroseus IBT 24754
Lineage: Eukaryota; Fungi; Ascomycota; Eurotiomycetes; Eurotiales; Aspergillaceae
Product: Mis6 domain protein
Exons: 4
Coding region: 1-2181 (726 amino acids)
Cellular component (GO): cytosol; nuclear body; kinetochore
Source: RefSeq, a predicted model, not a curated record
AUGUCGUCAGAUACUGAGAGAGAUGAAGCGAGACCAAGCAACAUGUGGGAUGCAAUCAAGCAUCUUGAAGCGGUUGCUUUCGUGCCUUCCCGCCAGCGCUAUACAGAUGCUGGGAAAUUGGCUAAACAGAUAGCUGAAAACGCGUACGAGAGCGGAGUUUCUCAGGCUGCGCUUGAGCGCCUGCUGAACAUCCUUACAAAGACCAACCAUCUGGACCAGGGAACAAUCACCACCCUUGUUAAAAACCUGUAUCCAUUGGAUAGGGUGCCGUCUAAAUUUGUCACUCAAGUUGUCUGCUGCCUCGGUCCGACCAAGAAUAAGCCUAGUCCUGCCACGCAGGUUUUGCUCUUGCGAUGGCUGAUACUUGUGUAUGACAACAUGGAAGAUAGAUCUCACCUGUCGAAACUCUAUGCAGCGCUUUUCAAUUAUCUUGAUAUGAUUAGUCUGCGCAAAUAUUUAUGCCACCUUCUGUCUUUCACCACGAGACGCAAGCAUGUCAAGCCUUUCAGGAUCCAAGCGCUAAUGGAAUUUAUUGCCACUUCAGGUGGUGAUGAUAGAGAGCUUGUUACCUUACUUAGAGUGUUUAAGAACUACUGCCCCGAUGUCAUAAUGGGAGAUGCGGGUAGAAAGGGCCUGUUCUUCAAGCACCCGGAUCCUGAAUGGACUACCCAUGUACGCCAACUUCAGGAGACGAAUUUGGAGAGGCUUCAAACGACCCAGUCUUCGAGUUUUCAGGUUGUCCAUCGUGGACCUGUGAAGAGAAGUAAGAUGGAAGUUAUUGUGCCUGAUGUGCAGACAUCAAGGGUUGCAUACAAUCGCACGUCCUUGGAGGAACUUCGCGGCGUUGAUCACUUCAUCGAAAGGCUUGAAAAAAUCGAGCUCCCCAACCAGAUAAUAUCUACCAUUGGAGACCGUUUGGCUCAGAAAUAUCUCUUUCUAGCUCAGCCGGAAGUUGCAAACCGUCGCUUGGAUGACUGGCUGCGAAGCUUCCUAAGUGACCAGCUAGAAUACGCUCGAGAUUUUGAUGAUGAGGGAGUAGAAACUCUAGGUUAUGUGCUUACUCUGGCGGUUAGUUACGUGCGUUAUAUUAAGGACAUCCCGGAGGCAUUCAUUUCUUUCUUAAGGUCAUAUCUACCGUUGUGGAAUGGCAGCGAUAAUAGAGAGCAGAUCCUUGAGCUGCUCGAAUAUCUCUCUCUUGAUAACUUUGACUCUGUCCGUAAUGACUUCUUACUCCCUCUAGAGGCUGCGUUGCUGGGCGACUCGGUCUCUUCUAAAGCAAUCUUGCUCGACUUUUACACUGCUUUGAUUCGCCAAUGGGGCGUAACAUUGAGGACCCGGCCGUUCGAUCCUAAAAACUCACAGCCUCUCGGUCGUCUUAUCCCGCAUGUUGAGAUUCUGGCCUUGUCAAUCCUCGAAAGCCCCACGCACCAACCUUUAGAGUCUGAUGAUCUCAAACACAAUACAUCGACUAUUGUGGAAUUCUACUCCACUUUAGCAGACUUGUUCUCCUAUGCAUCUACAAAUGGGAAUAUCCGACUUACUAUACCUCUCGCUCCCACAGUUUAUGGCCUGGUGUUCACCCCCGUGAAUUCCAUCAUUUCGAUUAUGAGCUUUGUGCUUGCUAGCUAUAAAUCGUCAUUUGAAGCAUCCCUGACCUCAGACGUCCUCCAAAGUCUGAAUUCCACGGAUAACCUCUACCCUACCCAGCUGGUAGGACAAUUCAAUGGAUACAUUAUGGACAUUUGUAACCUCUUAUGGCGAAACCGAGCCCUCAACAGCGAUGAUCAGAACGCUCUUGGUUGCUUAAUACCCCCGCCCACCAUAAAUACACUCACUCAGUUUAUCCGCCACACGAAUGAAAAUUCCCGGAAACGAAAUUCUGAUGCUGCUUUCUCAUACCCUAUCACUUCAGCGUUCUCUUUGAGUCACCAUCCCGCACUGUGCAAUAUGUCUGCUUCUUGCUUUGCAGAUAUUGAGAGGGAAAAUAAUAUCAGAGAAACCCAGCCAAGGCUAAGCAAACCCGUGACCCAGAAAGCUCUCAAUGCCCUCGAGAGCAAAGGAGGUAUCAAAAUGACCUGGAAGGAUUACAGAGUACAGAUGCUCGAUUGGCUGGAUGCGACGGGAAGCAAUGGAAUUGGAAUUUUAAUGCGCAGCGCAAUGAAGGCGCUUCGUAAAGAAUAG